UUAUCACACAUUUAUUCGGGGUUUUACUCGAUCAGGACAACCGAGAAAAUUCAACGACAGCUUCUGGAUACUGCUCUGCUGCGGACAAUAAAAAGGACGGUAGGAGUAUGGUAUAUACAUAUAAAAGAUGAAAAAUACCACGUCGUUUCAUUUGCUUCUAAUCCAGUUUACCCUUUUCCAUUGACAAUGAGGUAUGAGUGACCUUCUUAUUACAACUGCGGUUUUAUAGUUACAGAAUAGUUAGUGAUUGUACUUACAGUACUAAUCAUUGUUAAGCGUCGGAGUUGCAGAAGAGGUUCUCACGUAUAACGGGGUGAAAUGACUGCACGUAGAAGUGUGAAUGUAGGAAGACGUGUGGUUUCUGUGUGUUUUCUAAACUAGUACGCGGAUCAAAUGAUAAUUUCCUUGUUCAACAUUGCUGUACCAUAUAUUGUUUUCCAUACAGCUAAAACCGCAGUUUCCACUGGCAUUAAUUAUUUUAGCAGAGCAAGAAGGAUGAGCUCCUCGCUGCAGCGACAGUUGAGUCACCUUUUUGUAUUCUGGAAGUGGAAGAGGAGAGCGGAUGUUUGUCUCUUCCCAGCUGCUGGAUUUUUCUGCGGGAAAGCCUGGUCCACUUCAGUACAACCAGUAGAUCCGACUGAGUUCCACAAGAGGAAGCUGUUCUUAUGGUUCAGCCAUCUUCCCCAGGAAGAGAAGCAGUUUGGAGGAUUCUUUAGCCCAGAGACAAUGCAUGUGGAUCCACUAAUCUUGGAGAGGAAGCCAGAGGAAAGAGCCGGACUCCUUGGCUCCACCCUGAAAAAUCAGGAUUCCUCCAGCCCCUCCAUUACUGUGGAGCAGCUCUUUGAAAUCAGUGAAGACCAGCCUGAAGAUAGAGGACUCAACGUUCUGCUGUACGGGGCAGUGGGAACUGGUAAAAGCACAGUUGUCCGAAAGCUGGUGCUGGAUUGGUGCGCUGGGACCAUGCUGACUGACUUCAAACUGCUGAUUCCCUUUUCUUGUGAGGAUCUUGGCGAGCUAACAAAGGUUGCGUCUUUAAGAGACCUGGUCAGUAGGAAGUACCUCCAUUUGAAAAAAAACCCUCUGUUGAAUGGGGAGGGCAACCAGGCCAAAGACGUUCUCUUCUUAUUCAACGGGAUGGAAAAGAUGAAACUGGACUUCCGGAUUGGCUCCACAGAGCUUUGCAGUGACCCAAAUGAGCCGAUGCCUGCAGGUGCAGUGGUGGUCAACCUUCUCCGCAAGUACCUUCUCCCUGAGGCCAGUGUUUUAGUGACCACCAGGCUGUCUGCCUUGGAUCGCAUCCCUCCAAAAUAUGUGAGUCGCUAUGCACAGAUUUGUGGCUUCAAAGACCCGAACCGUCAGCGUGCCUACUUCACCAGCCGUCUCCUGCAGCAGAGUGGGGAAACUGUGCAGGCACAUAACGCUCAGGCUCUCAUAGAGCUGCUUUACCUCAAUCUCCAGAGGGAGAGCCAGCUGGCUGCAGCCUGCUUUCUGCCUUCUUACUGUUGGCUCACAUGUGCCACCUUGCACUUCCUGCAUUUCACUGACGCCAUGGCACCCAUCCGCACUCUGACUGGCAUAUAUACCAGUUUCCUCAGGCUCAACUUUGGUGGGGAGGUACUGGGCAAAACUACUGGAGCGAGUGGACCCACUCAGGAUCUCCACAGUUCUUUGAUGUUGUAUGUUAUCCGCACAGUUGGCAAACUAGCCUACGAAGGCGUGACAUACAAACGCACCUCAUUCUCAGAACAGGAGCUGGAGCAGUGGAUCGGAGGAAAAACCAAGACGGACGAGGAGUUACGUCAGCUGGCUGUCUUCAGGACUGAUGUGCUGGACUUUUUUCUCGCUCCCUGUGUUGAAAGUUGCAAGCAUUUACCCACAGAGCUUUGUGAACAUGAUGAGAGUCGAUAUGUAUUUGCUGUUCCAGCCAUGCAGGAGUACCUGGCGGCACUCUAUGUGGUUCUCGGGGAGAAUAGAUCUGCUCUGGAGAAGCUGACCGAGCAGGUGUCUGUUGCCAUUGGUCAGGCCACUGAGGACGUUAAUGCAGUUGUCAAUAUCUUUUCCAAGUUCAUUCCACUCAGAAUCUUUGCUGUGUUCAACUUACUCAAGCUUUUUCCAAAGUUUUAUGAGAAAAUCAGUACUCAAAACAAGGGAAACAUUGCCAGGACGAUGGCCACUGAGCUGUUCCGCAAGGAAGAUAGCUACAAUGAGGACGUUCUGGAUCAGGUUGAGCAAAGCCUCCUGGGAGUACAUGGUCCACCAUCACAACAACAAUCCGAGGUUCAGCCUUUUGAGCUCUACCCCAUCUUCAUGGGUGGACUCUUACAUUAUGGCAACAGAGUCGUCCUUCAGCAACUUGGAUGUAGCAUCCAGAGUGCCACUGUGGCUCAGAUCACACGAGCUCUUCGGAAAUACCUUGUUAGAGAAAUCAACAAGCCACAGCCACCUGAGGAGUUGAUGGAUCUGUUGGUCCUUCUGUAUGAGUUUCAAAAUCCCCGGCUAACUGCAGAAGUCCUGGCCUCCAUCCGAACCAUCCGCCUCCACAACAUACGCAUGACCUCACUCAAAUGCUUUGUUUUGAGUUCUGUGCUCUCAUGCGCCCCUCCGAGUUAUCAACUGGAAGAGUUGGACCUCUCCUCCUGCCUCCUAACUCGGGACAUGCUUCAGAUUCUGUCGCCUGCCUUUAGACACACUCGGAACCUCAAUCUGCAGUUUAAUAGCCUUGGUCCCGACUCCUGCAUCUUCCUGAGAGAUCUACUACUUGACUCCAAAAGUUGUGUUAGAGUGCUACAACUAUGUGACAACCCGCUGCUAGACUCUGGUGCGUGCGUUGUUUUGGAGGCCCUUCCGCAGAACCUGACCUUGAGGCAUCUCACCCUGAUGCACACCGGACUAGGGGAUCAAGGGGCCCUCGAGCUGGCUGAGAGACUUCAGCAGCACACUGGACUCCAGGAGCUCAACGUUGCCUAUAACAACAUCGGAGACAACGCUGCUCUGGCCCUAGUGGAUGUUUGCAGGGAACAUCCCAGCAUUCACACUGUGCAUUUGUACCUGAACCCUCUGAGUGAUGUUGGCAAGCAGUCCCUGUACGUCCGAGGCAUCGCCAAGAGCCAGAGCGGCAGUGGGCGGCGAGUCAGGGUCCUGGCAGCUGUCACUGAGGGAUCUGACCUCUCAGAUGACUGGCACCCCAUUCUCAGUGUGAUUCGCGAGAAUGCAUCAUCCUGGGACAGGGAACGUGUCAAACAGCAGCUGAAGGUGUUCCUCAGGGAUCUGGAGUGGGGACGUAAACAGCAACAGAGCCUCCUGAAAAAGCUUCACUUCCGAAGGGUGGAGAAAGGCGUCCGUCAGACGCUAAAGAUGUUGGAGAAAGACACGCCCCCCCCAUUUGCAUGAGCCAACAAGUCAACGGUAUAAAUUCAAUCAGGCUACUUUUCAACAUUUAUGAUGCACUUUCAAAGUCACCACUAGGUGCGGUCCUCCAGACGGGUGUGCGUGUCAUUAAUUUUUAGCUGACUGUGUCAAAAUGUGUGUGAACCCAAAAAAAUAAAAAAAAAUUUAAAAAAAUCAGCAGACAUUUACUGUAUAUUACUGCAAAUGGUAAUACAUUGCCUAAUCAUAAGAUGAAUAUUCCUAAAAGGAAAAUACUGUAUUACAAAAGCACAAGAAAGGAAAAUGUUAAAGAAAAUCAUAAUCAUUGGUUGGUUGCAUCUUUUACUUAUAUUGGGCAUUUUUACCUUUUUUGUUAAGAGUUACUCAACAUGCAUGAACGCAUUUUAAAAAGCUUAGAUUCUCCAAGUGCUUUUGAGAAAUGAUUUGCAUUUCAGCCUUUGCUACAACCGUUUAGAAAAGGUGGAAAGACUGGAUUGAAUCAGCAGCUCAAAGCUGUCAAAUUAAGUUGUUUAGCUACUUUUUCGGUGGAAGCGGGUUUUGGUAGCAGUAAAAAUGUGUUAAAUGUGUUGCUCAUGCCGCAGCUGCAGUAAGUCCGCUGUGAGUGUUGAGGAAGUGAAACGUGGCCACGCAGCAAAAAAAAAAUAUUUCUAUGGUAUGGUGUCAGGAGUCACAUGAUCCAGUUUUAAUUAUUAUGUUAACAUAUUGACAAAGUGAUGUUUAACUUGCACUUGCGUGUAAAAUGGAUUUCCAAGCGAGCUCAUUUUCAUAUGUGCUCUACAAUUUGCUUUUCUGCAGUCAUUCACUGCUGAUAUAAAGCUGCUGCUCAUACCCAAUUACCACUUCCUGGAUGUCAAAAUACAUCACAAAAUGGAAGGAGACAUCAGGAUUGAUGUGUAACUAAGCUAAGAAAUAUAGUUUUCCUAAGUACUUUUUGUUAAUGAAUAAUUUUAAAACAUGCUCCUGAUCAUGUAGAAUGGUGCAUUCGUCAUUCAGUAUUCUGGAGGAAGUUUGUCACCCACCUAAUUUUUUUUAAAAGUGACACAUUUUAUGCGUCUUUCCUGCCACUGUUUUUUGAUAUGAUUAUUUGUUAUUGCAGAAGAUGGAUUAACCAUGGUGCAGUGCUGCCUAAUUUAUUUGUAUUAGAUUUUAUUAUUAUUUUUUUUUCCAUUAUAGGGUGUGUCAUCUAAAGACACAGUAUUGUGAUGCAUGCCCUCUGCUGUGUCUGCUGGAAAAAGAACCAAUAAUUGUCUGUCUGUAGAAUUUCAAUUUCUGCCUUUGAAAUCUUAUGCCAUGAACAUUUUUGCCUUGUUAUUGUUGUAACAAUACAUUUUGUAAGAAUACUAAUCAAAUGCAGACAAUUGAAUCUUCCUAGCUCCUAAUAAAAA
This is a messenger RNA of Phycodurus eques (leafy seadragon), 4772 nucleotides long. It is a transcript of the gene nlrx1, whose product is annotated as NLR family member X1. NCBI's taxonomy places the organism in Eukaryota, Metazoa, Chordata, Actinopteri, Syngnathiformes, Syngnathidae. Gene Ontology annotation, cellular component: mitochondrion. The transcript is spliced from 11 exons. Gene Ontology annotation, biological process: negative regulation of canonical NF-kappaB signal transduction. Gene Ontology annotation, molecular function: protein binding. The record is from RefSeq and is a predicted model, not a curated record. The coding region runs from base 394 to 3390 and encodes 998 amino acids.